AUGAGUGCUGUCCUCACCUCAUCUCUCGGACUCAUGAGAAGAAUGCCGCCUUCUGCAUGUGAAAAGAACCUUGCUGGUGUCUCUAAAUUAAUUGAAAAUGAAGAAAUAGUUGAUCAAGUCUACCAAAGAGUUGAUAAGCCAUUAGAACUUGGAGUAUGUGAAAGCACAGGCAACGAAUUUAUUCUCUGUGAAUUCAACCGUGAUGGCGACUCAUAUAGAUCUCCUUAUAGCAACAAUUAUCAGCCUCCUUUACCAGAAAGCAGCGUUCCUUCUGCAGAGCUUCGACAAGUAGAAGUAAAAGCCAAUGAAAUUUUUAAUGAAUAUAGGAAACUCUAUUACGAAGGAGGAAUUUCAUCAGCUUAUCUGUGGGACACAAACCCCAAUGAGUUUGCAGGAGCUUUUCUAGUCAAAAAAGAUCUAGGAGCAGCAGGGAUUACUGAAAAGGGAGCAUGGGAAUCCACCAACUUAGUCACUGCAAAACUUUCCCCUGAAAGCCGAACUAUUACUUAUACAAUAACCACAACUGUAUUUUUGCAAAUCACAAUCAAUGACCCUGCUGCUGGAAGACUUGAAUUAAGUGGGAGCGUAACAAGGCAAAACCAAGAAACAGUUGCAGCUCGUAACAGCUUAUAUGCGGAUCCUCAUAUAUAUGGGAUGAUUUUUGCAGUUGAGAAUAUGGAAAGCAAGUUAAGGAGCUCUAUUGAUAUGAUAUAUGUGGGGAAAACGAGCGAGAUUUUGGAUAAGACAAGAAAAGUAGAGCCAGAAAUAAGAAGUAGAUAUAAAUUAGCAUAA
Blepharisma stoltei is the source of this 792-nucleotide messenger RNA. Lineage: Eukaryota; Ciliophora; Heterotrichea; Heterotrichida; Blepharismidae. The record is from the annotation of a GenBank genome assembly.